This is a messenger RNA of Lactuca saligna, 699 nucleotides long. The record is from the annotation of a GenBank genome assembly. NCBI's taxonomy places the organism in Eukaryota, Viridiplantae, Streptophyta, Magnoliopsida, Asterales, Asteraceae.
AUGAAUUCGGAGGACUUGCUCAACAAUUGUAGCCGCCUCCGAAUUCAUCCAUUGCAUCGAAUUCGUCCACCAUUCACCGGUGAUGUCGCAACCAGCCGGUCACUGUCCACCAAUACUUCCACCUCCCGCCUCCAUCAGUGUCGUGAGUUCUCCAUUACCACCGAUGAAAUCGAUUUUCUUUUUUCUCAAAAUUUUAUUUUUUUAGAUUCUAAUCGGAAGUCACAGGUUAAUCAAAUCGUUAAGAGUUUCGGUCUCAAUAUUGAAAUCGAUUUGGAAGUUCUGGAAUCGGAAUUUGAAAACGGUAAUCAUUCAGAAGCAAAAACGAAACUGAAAUUGGAAUCGGAGCUUGCAAGCAUUCGAACAAUCUCAUCGAAUCGUUCAGAAUUUGGAUGUCAUCGGAACGCUGGGCAGUGUUCAUUCGAUGGCAAACUUGAUUUUGACUUUUACAAGUCAACAACGUGUUUUAUCAGAUUAAAUGAAGAAGAUGAUUCCAUUUACAAUUUCAGCCCUCGAAAGUUACAAAGAUUGGCAGAAUUAUCCCUGUUUCUAAAUCCUUUACUAAUCCAUGGUUUUAACCAUUCAGGGCAUCUCAUGUUUACAAUCAACGCCAACAACCGGAUUUUGAUCAGAACCGACAGUUCCGAACGCAAGGAUAGCUACCACAAUAUUAUGGACAAUUUUGGCGACUUAUGGUUCUGA